Molecule: messenger RNA, 411 nt
Organism: Thyridium curvatum
Lineage: Eukaryota; Fungi; Ascomycota; Sordariomycetes; Thyridiales; Thyridiaceae
Exons: 1
Coding region: 1-411 (136 amino acids)
Source: RefSeq, a predicted model, not a curated record
AUGGCCCAACCAGCAUCAACCCCAGCACCGCAACACCAGCGCGCAAACUCGACGAACCCUCGGCCAGGGACCAGCGCGUUCCCCAGAGCAAACAGCCAGUCCCAAACGCGACCGCAGCAGCAGCAGCAGCAGCAGCAGCAGCAGCAGCAGCAGCAGCAGCAGCAGCAGAACCGCACCCGCUCCAAGCGGACCACCGGUGCCAGGUCUUCGACCGGCAGCGGCACAAGCGCCACGGCGGCGCCGGCACGGCCGCCCGCGCCCUCGACCAAGCAGGUCAACCAGACGUUCUCCAUCACCAUGAUGUCGAGCCCCGUGAACCCGGUACCGUUCCCCUUGCCGAUCCCGCUCGGCAUCUCCAUGCUCGUCAUGCCCACUGGGGGCAAGAGUGGCAGCCAGUCCGGGCGAGGAUAA